AUGACCCGGGAGUUGAACACUGGAGGCCAUGCAGUGAAGGUGGUCAUCCCCAGCGCUGGGAAGAAGCGCAAAGCUUCUGCGGUGGAGGAGAAUCCGGAUGAGGUGGGAGAUGAUGUGGAGAAGGACAAGGUCAAAGCAGAAGCUGAAGAGGAAAAAGACGGAAGUGACGAUGAUGGAGCUGCAAAUUCGAGCCUCAUCAAGAUUGGUAAGGGUGCCAAAGCAAAAGCAAAACCCAAAGCCAAGAGCAAGGCGGAGAUUUCAGUGCCCAAGGCUGACAGCAAGCCGAAGUCCAAGGCAAAGGCAGAAGCAUCACCCAAAACGGCCAAGGCCAAAGCAAAGGGACGAGCCACUAAGCGUUGA
Molecule: messenger RNA, 360 nt
Organism: Cladocopium goreaui
Lineage: Eukaryota; Dinophyceae; Suessiales; Symbiodiniaceae
Source: the annotation of a GenBank genome assembly